Messenger RNA from Epinephelus fuscoguttatus (brown-marbled grouper), 1525 nucleotides. RefSeq names its product phosphatidylinositol glycan anchor biosynthesis, class X (gene pigx). Lineage: Eukaryota; Metazoa; Chordata; Actinopteri; Perciformes; Serranidae. The record is from RefSeq and is a predicted model, not a curated record. Gene Ontology annotation, cellular component: endoplasmic reticulum membrane. The coding region runs from base 94 to 837 and encodes 247 amino acids. The transcript has 6 exons. Gene Ontology annotation, biological process: GPI anchor biosynthetic process.
CAAAGAGCCAUCAUCGCGGUUAUGACAGUAGAAACUAGCUAAAUGAAAUAAAUACGCUGUAAAAUCUUGUUGUAGUUCACCACCACUGUUUUGAUGUAUUUUGUACUUUAUUCUUUGUUGACUUUUUUAUCGACAUGUCACUGUUUGGUCGAGAAGGAUGAGACGAAGGAGAACCACUGUGGUCUUCUAAAGCAGUGGCUUGAAUCCUCACUAGUUUCAGUGGAGAUCAUCAAGAAGGGUUUUCACAGGGAGGUGGUAACAACUGUCGAGCUCAGCCCUGAUGUGUCCAGAGGGGUCAGGGUUUUGCUGGUUCAUACAUGGCCCAGAGGUGUCUAUGUUGAUCCAUACCAGCUGGCAUCCCUGAGUGGGCGAAGUAAUUGGCAGAUAUUACUAGAUUCAGCCAUCGACCUCGAGCUGCCUGCUCACAAGACUGCAGGGUUUGUCACCUAUGUGUAUCCCACCCUUGAUGGACCAAAUCCCAGACUGCUUAAAGUCACAAUUCCAAUACACGGUCGCUACCAUGAGCCUUCUUUUGUUGGCGAAACAUUUACAUCUGUGGACAUAGAACCUCCAGAGCUGCUGCUGCGGACUGAAAAAUGUACACAGCUCAACAACCUCGGGCCUCAUACUGUCAUGGACGCCCCCUGCACCCAUGACAAUUCAAGCACAUGUCAGUGGGUUAAACUCCAGCCUCAGCAGGAGCGAGGCCCCGUGGGUUUACAGUUUCCUGUUGGUGAAGGGUCUUUGGUGACGCCUGUGUGCGGUGGAACUCUUCUUGUCACAGUGCUCUGCUGUGCGGCACUGUCCAGAUACAUAUGGAAACAUCGCAUCAUUUAAACAAUGACUCUCAACAUAUCGUGUGUUAAACAACUCACGAUUCUGUAACACUUCUGUUUGAUGCCAGGAUCGUUCCAGCAUCACUAUGAUCAAGGUUUUUAACAUAAAACAUCAAAAGGAAAUAAAAAAUAGGAACGAUUUAAUCUGAGAAAUGCAACCUCUGAUGAGACACAAACAGAACAAGUCUAUUUUAUUCUAUUUUUUAUUUAUUUAGGUUACAAAAUUGAGGAUGUUCAAGGUUUUACUCUGUGAAGUAAUCCAGAUAAUUCAGUUGAACAGGUUCCUGGAAUAGGGGCAUAGCCCAGAGCAUACUUAAGCUUGAAACACUUAACUCAUUAAUGUCUGCGACCAGUGAUCAUUUUACCAGGAUGUCCUUUAUCCCAAGUGCAAACAUUUACACUCUAAAUAAUAAUAUCUGCUCUCUCCACCUGCUGAUUUUUGUCUUCUUGAACCAAAGAUACUGUAUUUUUUGCUGUAUUGUGUUAUAACUCUGAAAGCAUGAUUGCAGUGUCAUGAGGCUACCGUGCAUAUGAAUGCAGCAGCACAGAUAAGAUGGUUAAAAGAUGCUUGUCUGAUACCCAACCCCAGAGCACUUCCUGCAGAGUGUGUAGACUGAGCACAAUAUGUCGACUGAUGUAGACAGUUGGUGUAAAAAAAUAAAACAAGGGCAAACUUUGUUUUCAUUUUA